AUGGUCUCCCACCCUUCCGUUUUUUACCUUGAAGUGAAUCACCCAAUUCUAAUUCAUCCACAUGUUGAUCAUUUUGGCCAACAACAAACCCUUAUACUCUUACCAACACCCCAUCAAUUCCAUCAUUUAAUACCUUAUCAACAGAGUCAUCAAACCUGCACCGUAAUACACUAUCAUCACUUUGUUCAUUAUGGUCACUAUCAACAGGUAGGUCUCAAGUAUCUCAGGAAGACCCUCAAUUGGUUCAGUGGGUCAGAUUUCAAUUUGGACAGGUUGAACAUCAAUUUGGAGAGGUUGGACAUCAACUACUUCUAUUACAUCCGGUUGGGAAAUAAGGUAGACUACGUAUAUGUCUACCUUUAUAUUAGUCUUGUACAAAUUUAG
Messenger RNA from Vicia faba (fava bean), 384 nucleotides. Lineage: Eukaryota; Viridiplantae; Streptophyta; Magnoliopsida; Fabales; Fabaceae. The record is from the annotation of a GenBank genome assembly.